Terrapene triunguis (Three-toed box turtle) is the source of this 712-nucleotide messenger RNA. Its product is annotated as SH3 and multiple ankyrin repeat domains protein 1-like. The record is from RefSeq and is a predicted model, not a curated record. The annotation marks the transcript as partial. Gene Ontology annotation, molecular function: synaptic receptor adaptor activity; ionotropic glutamate receptor binding. Gene Ontology annotation, cellular component: dendritic spine; postsynaptic membrane; postsynaptic density. Lineage: Eukaryota; Metazoa; Chordata; Testudines; Emydidae. The transcript is spliced from 6 exons.
ACUGGCCUGAAGAAGUUCCUGGAGUACGUGCAGCACGGGGCGGCGGAGAAGGUGGCGCGGCUUCUGGACAAGGGCCUGGACCCCAACUACCACGACUCAGACACGGGGGAGACCCCGCUGACGCUGGCAGCCCAGCUGGAGGGGACCGUCGACGUGAUCCGGCUGCUCUGCCUCGGGGGCGCGCACAUUGAUUUCCGGGCACGGGACGGUGCCACCGCGCUGCACCGGGCAGUUUGCACCCGGCGCUACGGAGCCCUGACGGCGUUGCUGGACCUUGGGGGCUCCCCCAACUACAAGGACCGUCGGGGCCUCACCCCCCUGUACCACACAGCCAUGGUGGGGGGCGACCCACGCUGCUGCGAGCUGCUGCUCUACAACCAGGCCCACAUCGGCACCAUGGACGAGAACGGCUGGCAGGAGAUCCACCAGGCCUGCCAACACGGGCACUCCCAGCAUCUGGAACAUCUGCUCUUCUACGGGGCCGAGCCGGGGGCCCAGAACGCUUCCGGGAACACGGCGCUGCAUGUCUGUGCCCUCUACAACAAGGAAAGCUGUGCCCGGAUCCUGCUCUACCGGGGGGCCAACAAAGAGAUUAAGAACAACGGCGGCCAGACGCCUUUCCAGGUGGCUGUGAUCGCCGGGAACUUCGAGCUGGGGGAGCUGAUCAAGAACCACCGGGACGCUGACGUGGGUGAGUUGGGGAGGUCCCAGC